GCAACGGUUGACCGACAAAACUAACACCGUACAAGUGUUUGUGUGUGUUUGUUUCCGGGUAGUUUGCUGAAAUUUGUAGUCAUUUUAUAGCAUGAGGAUAUACCAUUAUUGUCAGUUGACAUGUACUUAGGGUGUUCUUUGAUAGUGGUAUAACCUCACCGUUCUUCUACUUCACGUACACAUCGUAGAACAAGGAACCGUUGCAUACACAGGCAACCAGGCUAAACCUCUACAGAAAAGUGAAGCCACGAGAUAGAAACUACAAUAAUCAUGGGUCAAGUCGUGGCAUACCUCCGACGAUUGAUAUUUCAAGGGGAAUAUGAACAAAGAAGUGAAGCAAAUGAGCCAUGUCGAAAGCGAGCCUGUUCUGACGACUUGAGGGGAGACUACGGUCAGGAAACCAGUGACAAAAGUAGGGGAGACUACGGUCAGGAAACCAGCGACAAAAGUAGUGAUCAACUCCCAGGCUCACCCAGGGUGCCCUACAACAAGAAAGCAAAGCACGAUGCCCCUGCCGGACAAGACCAAGAUAGUUCAUCUGAUACAUCUGAUAGUUCAUCUGAUACACCCCAACAGUCAGGAAACGAGAGAGGAGAAGCCUCCAAAAUCCGAAAUGAGGACAAUCCAAGGAGGACAGCAGGAAAGAGGAGUUCGAAACGAUCCAGAUUGAGGAAUCCAGAGAGAGGUACGUCUACCGAAAUACAAGAGCCAGGAGAUACUGAAACAAUCAUUCACUACAAGUGCAACAACUUCUACUUAAUCCAAAGCCCUUUGACUUUGGGUGACAGUACGGGAAACGCAUAUAACUACGACGUGUCAGCCAAAUUUUACGGAAUAAAAGAAGGGAGAAGAGACGAAGGUCAAACACGGAGUUUGCUAGAAAUAAUCCGAAAGCUUGUUGAGGCAAACGAGCCUGAAGUGACGUCUCUAAAAGAUAUCUGCAGAGAGUGUGAUGCAGCGACUAUUGGCGUCGAGAAGGGAUGCGUUAAGGUCACCUUCCGUUUCAAUAGUAAGGAAGGCCUGCAGAGAUUCUGGGCCAAGUACUCAAGCGGGGAGCUUCAGCAACGUCUCAAGGCGGACUUGCCCAUCGGAAAGGUGGAGAUGUCGGCAGAUGAUUAUGCGAGAGGCUGUGAAUUCUUUGAAGGGUCAGGAAGGAGGAGUCGAAAAGUACCAGAAAGUAGAGACCCUGACUUGACUGCCAGUUUGGAUACUGUGGAGUAUUAUAUAGCUGAAUAUGUUCGUCAUCGGAACGCAACAUUGAAGCUGCUCCGUGCCUGGACACAGGACUAUGCAAAUCCCUGGAAAAGAAUUACCAAGAUAUUCAGCCUCACGAGUGCGGCAUUGUACGUAAUGCACGUUGAAAAUAAAGCUGCAUCCAAAUCAACUGUCUAG
Patiria miniata (bat star) is the source of this 1392-nucleotide messenger RNA. RefSeq lists its product as uncharacterized. The transcript has 7 exons. The coding region runs from base 271 to 1392 and encodes 373 amino acids. The record is from RefSeq and is a predicted model, not a curated record. NCBI's taxonomy places the organism in Eukaryota, Metazoa, Echinodermata, Asteroidea, Valvatida, Asterinidae.